AUGGCUGAUUCCAGCCCAGAGCCUAAAUUAUCCCCAGUGGAUUCUGCUCCGACCUCUCCUAUAUUCGCUAAACCUCCCAGCUCAGGGCUACCUCCUUCCAAAGCCCGGGCUAGCUCGCGCGACGACUUUGAAGAGUCGUCGAGGCCCGGGAAGAGACCGAGACUCGACGGACCUUUCAUGACUGCCGCUGCCGCUUUCGCCGAGGAACGACAGAAGGCACCUCAAUCUACACCUCCGCCGACAUCUGGAACAAGUCCAAAUCCGUUCCACCAAGCCCGAAGUGCGCUCAUGGGCUCAGACCAGACUGCGACGAGCAAAGCUCCCGAGGCAGCACCAGAAAUCCCUUCAGAUCCCACCACUACCCUCAGUGAACCACUGGCUGUAGUCGCAGAAAACAUUCAGCAACUGCCCGCUUCUGCUCCGGAAGGCUCUUUUGGUGGCGAUAACCAUGCAGCGCUGACCAGUCCCACGAGCAUGUCGAGCGGCGGGACGUUGGGCACGCUAGAAGGCAUGCCGGGGGUCUCGGGUAUGACCACCACCGUGGGAAGCCCACUCGCGCUUGAAGAAACACUCCGCCAGGUGGUGAAUGCAGAUGCAGGCUCGACUUCUCCCAGCGAUGUCGCAAAGACAGGGGCGCUCUCAUAUCCAACCCCCUUCCUACAGCCGCAAGUAGCAGAAAACGCUGCUAGACGAGGGAUGAGCUUGCCUCAUUCCGGUACACGCCAAGGUACAAAAUCUCCUUCCAGCAAGAAACAUAGAUGCCCCUAUUGCGCCACCGAGUUUACUCGUCAUCACAAUCUGAAGAGCCAUCUGUUAACGCAUAGCCAAGAAAAACCCUACGUCUGCUCGACCUGUUCAUCGCGGUUUCGCCGUCUUCAUGACCUCAAGCGGCACACCAAGCUUCAUACCGGCGAAAGGCCUCAUAUAUGCCCUAAAUGUGGCCGGAAGUUUGCUCGGGGGGAUGCAUUAGCGCGCCAUAACAAAGGGCCGGGGGGUUGCGCCGGCCGGAGAUCCAGCAUGGGCAGUUUUGGCGGGGAAGAAGAAGUGGACGUGGAUGAGUCAAUGGAGGGAGUGGUUUAUGGCGAACCUGAACCUCUAGAGGAUGAAGAGGGCAAUGACAAACGGCCGGGUAUCCGUCGACAAGCACCUUCAGGGGAUGACACGUUAGACGACCCGGCCCACACUUCUCGAAUUCCGAGCACAUAUCCCCCGAUACAGGGCCGCCCCCCUGGAGGGAUCGCCAGUGGACAGUUUCCUCCUAGGACCGGGUUCAGCCAACAGAAUGCAGGCCCCAGCAGUGCUGCCGUACCGUCGGCCGCACCAAUGCCAUUCCCACCCAUGACCGGGUCAUCCUCCAGCUCACGGCCUUCAGCUCCAGGUACUGUUUAUCCGCAGAACCCAAUGACAGAGAGCCCCAAACCUCUUUCUCCUGGUCAAACACAUAGGGGCGGUCAAGGCACCGGAGGCGAAGGCAGCGUUGGCAGGAACCGUUCCCCAAGCACGACCUUUUAUCCACAAUCGCACACACGAUCCGGAGGCGGUUCAGGUUCCUCUCUCGGUGUGCCUGCGGGUGGUCCACAGCUACCACCUCCUCAUGUACUUAACCCGCCGGAUGCAAGAUACACUCUACCCAGCCAAAGCGGGCCGGCCCAUCCCCCUACGCAGCCUAGCGGGCCACCGACUCACAUGAGCGGAAGUGGUCCCUUGUCGUCUCACAGCAAUAGUCUGUCGAGUCAUGGCUAUUCCGGCCAUGGCAGUGGAGAAGCAUCCAAAGUCAUGUUCGCGCAAGAGGAGCGCCUAUGGGCGUAUGUGACUAGCCUGGAGCAACGGAUCAACAAUAUGCAAGAGGAGAUUAAUUCAUUGAAACAUCAAUUGGCUAGCGCUACGCAGCAACAACAGCAACAGCGGGUUUGA
Molecule: messenger RNA, 1914 nt
Organism: Fonsecaea nubica
Lineage: Eukaryota; Fungi; Ascomycota; Eurotiomycetes; Chaetothyriales; Herpotrichiellaceae
Exons: 1
Coding region: 1-1914 (637 amino acids)
Biological process (GO): regulation of transcription by RNA polymerase II
Cellular component (GO): nucleus
Molecular function (GO): DNA-binding transcription factor activity, RNA polymerase II-specific; RNA polymerase II cis-regulatory region sequence-specific DNA binding
Source: RefSeq, a predicted model, not a curated record